Puntigrus tetrazona (Sumatra barb) is the source of this 4670-nucleotide messenger RNA. RefSeq names its product chondroadherin (gene chad). Gene Ontology annotation, cellular component: extracellular matrix. The transcript has 4 exons. Lineage: Eukaryota; Metazoa; Chordata; Actinopteri; Cypriniformes; Cyprinidae. Bases 2214 to 3305 code for a protein of 363 amino acids. Gene Ontology annotation, molecular function: protein binding. The record is from RefSeq and is a predicted model, not a curated record.
GUUUUUGUGUGUUAUUUUAAACCCUACAUUUCAGAUUCCACUGUACAAACAACUAGAACAAACCUCUUUCUAUUUCUAACCGAUUUCUAUGCCAUCAAACUCUUGUUUAAAUUUCGGUCAGUGUGCUUAUUACUUAUUACUUUUUUUUGCACAGACGAAUGCGGCAAAGGCCUUUUUGCUAACAUUUUUCCACAGACUAGCCUGAUGGCUACCAGACAGCUGAAUCAGUUGAGUGGGCCAGGCAUGGGAGGCAGGUGAGGUAUGUGAUGUGCACCUGAGAACUGGCACACCAGCUGUUGUUUUGAACCCCAGCUCUUUUGCUUUACAGUAGCACUUGGGGCUAAAACAGCAGAUAAUGUGCACUGGGAAAAAAAAUCCAUCAGACAUAACCUCAUCAUGGCACAGGAUGUCAACUUGUGUUUACCAAACUGAAUUACAAGUUCUGCCAGCUGCUGAGGUGAGACUGUGUGACGUGCCAGACAUUUAUAAUGUUUGUGUGGAACAUUUUAAGUGAGUCAUGAGCUUUUGAACCCAUUAAGUAAAUAAAAAAAAAUUGCAUAUAUCAUCUUUAAUAGCCAUUACAUGUGGACUUGAAAGAACCAAGACACUUUGCCGAUAAAAUGUUAAAUUUGUUAAGCAAACACGAGAUUCCAUCUAAUCUGAGAAAAGCAGAGGCGCUCAUAAACAGAUCUGAGGGCUAUCAGGUCUUUGAACCAAAGAGGAACAGGGAUUAAACGUUUUGUUAAACAAAUUUCAACCACUAUGAAAAGGUUUGUUGAUACAUGUGAAAAAAAAAAUACUGGGUGAUUCCAUGGUGCAAUUCUAUUUUUUUUUUUACUGAAUACUGUACAUAGCUGAAACGAAAAGAGACAUUUAUGCAGAGGAAUGUGCCUAUCCACUCCAUGAAACGCUCCACUGCAGACAAAAGAAAUAACCUCCAUUUCCAUUGUUGUGAUUUGAUACCAGCCAAACAUCUGGCUGUGAUUAUAUGUUAUAAAACGUCCCGCCGCAUGGGAGGGGCUCGCUUCCCUCCUUCUGCUGACUAAAAACAAUGGAAAUGUCUGGCACGACACGCAGUCUCACCUUAACCUCAUGAGAUUUGGCUGCACACAAGUUCAGACUAAAAAUAAAAAUACAAUCAAAUUUGACAUCUAAACUUGUUUGUAUUUAACAUGCACUGAUGUUGACGUAUUUUGAGGAAGAAAGAAUGAUGAAACAUGAAAAAAAAAAAUCAGAAUCAUGAGCAAAUUUUCAAUGCAUGAACAUAGGGAAGGUUUUUCAUGUAUGUAUGAAUAUAUGUCGAUACGUUAUAGCAAAUAGAUUCAUCAGAGAAGUUCUAAACAAACAAACAAAAAUAAAUCGGUAAAAUGCAUACAUUAAUAAACAAACACAAACAAAAUAAAUAGCACAUUUUCACAAAUAAAUACAUUGCAGAAUCUGCAAUUGCUAUGUAAUGAUAAGAGCAGAACUGUAAUAAACAAACAAAUAAAUAAAUGUUUAUUUAUGUUUAAUACCUUGCAGAUGUAUCCACUGCUAUGUAAUGCUAAAGAGAAACUGCAUUAUAAGCAAUACGUAAGUAAAUAUUUUAUUUGUUUUAAAUAUGCAAUGGCUAUAUAAAUGUUUAUUUUAUUUUAAUAAAUAUUAAUACAAUAAAUAAAUAAAAUACAUUUUAAUAAAUAUCUUGCAGCUUCUACAAUUGCUGUAUUAUAAAAAUAAAUAUUUGAAAUUAGUUUUUAAUACAAAUAUUGCAGCUUCUGUAAUGGUUAUUUAAAAUUAGAGGCGGUACUGAAAUAAAUUUUCAUUUAUUUGAAAAAAUGGUCAAAUCUUCAAAUAUCUUGCAGCUUCUGCAAUGGCUUUGCAAUUAUAAGCAAUAAAUAAAUAUUUGAAAUUUAUGUUCAGUAAAUAAAUGACCUUAUUUAUAACAAAUAUUUAGCAGAUUCUGCAAUGGCUACGUAACUUUCAGAGCACAACUCUUUAUAAACAGUAAGAAACUAUUAUAAACACUCAGCUUUUUAUCCCUCCUUUCCUCUGACUCACACCCCCUCUCUCUCUCGAGCUCACCUCUAGCCCUCUCUUUCUGCACUCUCACACACUCCCUCUCUUUACUCUGAGGUUGUGUGGACCACUUUUGCUGUCUGUAUAUGUUCCUGCUGGAGUAAAAGUGAAAGAAGACCAACAGCAUAAAGCAGUGGACUGACCAACACAGAGUCAUCAUGUACAGAUUCAGCUUUCUACUGGUGCUAGUGUGUCUACAGGUUUGCGUCCCCUUUAUUUUUGGUGCACCAACUCAAUGCCCAAGCCAGUGCCACUGCCAUGGGCACCUACAGCAUGUUAUCUGUGACAACGUCGGGCUGAAGAAGAUCCCUCGCAUAUCUGAGGCUACUCGUCUUUUAAACAUGCAACGCAACAACUUGGGAAAUCUCCCAACCGGGGGCUUCAGUGAGAUGAAGGGGCUCAUUUCCCUGCACCUGCAGCACUGUCAGAUCAGAGAGAUCUCCAGCCAGGCUUUUAAAGGACUGAAGAAGCUCAUCUACCUCUACUUGUCUAACAACGAGAUAACCAACAUCAAACCAGGCGCUUUUGAGGACCUGACAGAACUGACCUAUCUCUACUUGGACGGUAACCAAAUUACAAGUCUUUCGAAGGGCAUAUUCUCUCCCAUGAUCAACCUGUUUAUCCUGCAGCUCGACAACAACAAGCUUCGAGAGCUGCAGCCUGGUACUUUCACAGGUACAAGCGAUCUCCGAUGGCUUUAUAUGAGUGGCAAUGAGUUGAGCUCUAUUCAGCCUGGUUCUUUUGAUGAAGUGGAGAACCUGGCCAUUUUAACUCUGGACCGUAACAAGCUGUCCACCUACCCUCUGCUGGCUAUGAGCAAGCUGCGUGUGGUGGAGGAACUCAACUUGUCCAAAAACCCUCUCAGCCUCGUGCCUGACCACGCGUCCCGGAGCUUUGGCCGUUAUAUGGAGAAACUCUAUCUAAAUGACAUGAGCUUGGAGAAGUUUUCCAGUGCUGCCUUUGAGGGAGUGACGGCUCUUAAAUCUCUGCAUCUUGAGAACAACAAGUUAAAAUCACUGCCGAGCAGCCUUGAGAUCAGCACCCUCCAGAACGCCACUCUGUUUAACAACCCCUGGAGCUGUACCUGCCAGUUAGCAAAUCUCAGAAAAUGGAUGGACACAAGUCGCCAACGCCCUGAUGCAGUCUGUGCCUCUCCUGGAAGCCAGAAAGGAAAGCAAAUAAGAGACAGCAGUGCUUUCAGUCGCUGCAAAGCAAAGACAAAGAGAGCCAGGAAGGGAGCUCGGCUUUGAGAUGGAGGACAGGGAGAAGAGGCCUGUCCAGGUGUCAGGACUGAAAUGUGCAGAAAAGAAAAGCAAUGCCGACUGCUACAUUGGGACUGUCCAUUUCCUAUUUCACUCAUUUUUUGUGUGACAUACAGAUGCGCUGACUCCAUUCAUACUAAUUAUCAUGAAUAGCAUAAAUAUGUGUUCGCAGACAUUGACAAACACCCUGAAGGAGCGACUGUGUGAGACUGCAAAGAGAGGGUUCACAAACAUGUACACCUCAAAGGAAAUACGGAUCAAACUCUCAGUUUUCGCUGUUAUGGUAGCGUAUACGCUAACUCAAACAACCUGGUGAUAAAUUCAACAGUAUCACAGAAUAUUUCCUACACCACGGUAAAAAGCAAGAGUACUAACAGGAAUACUCUUAUCCAUAAAAUGAGAAUUAGUAUAAUAGAUUUGCAUUUACUUAGAAAUUCAGCAGUACCUUUUUGAAGUAUAAAUGUGCAUAGAUAAUUCUUCAAGGUUGUGUGUUUUUUCCUCUCUCUCUCUCUCUCUCGGAUUUCAGCAUAUUAUUUGAAAUCUUUGAGUAAAUCACACCAAAUGGCCACUGUAGAAUGAAUCUUGUCUAUUCUACUGAUUCUAUUUUUUUUAGUCUUCACAGCAUACUCCCAUUAUAAGGAUUAGAAGCACUUAAAAUCACAUAACCAAAGAGUUAUAGUCACAACAGAGCUCUUCAUGAGCAUUCAGGAGUUCAUCCUUAGCUUGAAACAUCUCACAACGUCCUGCUAGGAAUUUCAGAGGCUUUGCAAACAUAACAAACCUUGACCGUGGCUAAAGCCGACACAUUCAAGACCUUUUCUUUACAUCUCUGACCAAAGCCAAAAGCAACACAGGCCAGGAAAACAGGGACUUGUUAUAGCCAUGUAAAUGGUAAAUCAGAUUAUGUAAGGAAUAGCACAGCUAGUCAUUAUCAAACAAUUAAUCCAGGCAGGAUGAUCACAAUUGGUGGCCAAAUAUAAGGAUUAACCAAUAAGAAUGCCUGACCAAUCAAAAUCAAGAAAUGAAACAAGUGAUGGUGGUGCCAGAAAAAGAGGAUUUAGGAAGAGCAGGUAAAUAAGACAACUGGAGAUUCUCCAGUCUAAUGUUAUCAAUUUCUUACUGUGAUAUACUCAUGCUCAAUAAAAGACAUAUAAAGCACCACUAUAGUAAUGGUUUCUUAAAAGAAAGAAUACUGGAUGCAAUAUUAUUACUAGUAGUACUAGUUCAGAUCCUGCUACCUUCUCCAUACCUGGUUCUUAAAGGUACAGUUCACCAAAAAUGAAAAUUCUGUCAUAAUUACUCAAAACCUGUAUAGCUUUUAUUUGUGGAAAAUAAAAUGAGUAAUUCAUAACA